AUGGCUAUCAGAGUCCUCCUGGCGUGCUUGGGAGCAUUUGCGAGCAGCGCAGUCCUUGCUGCUCCCGCUCCCAGAGCUUCAGCACCUACGGUGACUCUCGACAGUGGGACGUUCACCGGUGUUGCGUCGGGAAAAAUCAACAAGUUCCUGGGCAUCCCUUACGCUCAGCCUCCGACUGGUGACCUCCGCUUCAACCUACCCCAAUCGGUGGCUGCGUACUCCGGCUCCUACGAUGCGACGAGCUUCGGAAAUGAAUGCCCUCAGCAGGCCAUAAACCUGCCUCUGGGAAAUGGCUUGCUGGCGAACGAAACCAAUUUCAUUAUCAAUACCGCCUAUCGCCUCAUAACCGGUCCGAUCGGUGAAGACUGUCUUCAUCUCAACGUGUGGACGCCUGCUUCGGCAACUCCUAAUUCCAAACUCCCAGUCGCUAUGUGGAUAUUCGGAGGUGGAUUCGAGAUCGGUGGGACAUCGAUCUAUGAUGGUGGAGGAAUAGUACAGCGGUCACUCGACCUCAAUGAACCAGUUGUAGUUGUAAGCAUAAAUUAUCGCGUCUCAGCUUGGGGUUUCUUGGCCGGCUCCGAAGUGAAGGCUGCUGGAGUAGGAAACCUUGGGCUCCAAGAUCAGCGCGAGGCAUUGCGCUGGAUCCAAAAAUAUAUUGGGCUGUUCGGUGGGGAUCCUAGUAAAGUCACAAUCUGGGGUGAAAGCGCCGGAGCAAUCUCGGUAGCCUUGCAAAUGGUUACGAAUGGCGGUAACACCGAGGGUCUCUUCCGAGGCGCGUUCAUGGAAUCUGGCUCACCCAUCCCAGUGGGCGACAUAUCGCAUGGUCAGAAGUACUAUGACUCCAUAGUGGCGGCCACUGGGUGCUCUGGUGCUUCUGACACCUUGCAGUGCUUGCGAGGGGUUCCCUUGAAUACCCUGCAGAAGGCUGUCGAUGCAACGCCGGGAAUUUUCUCGUAUCAGUCAUUGAAUCUGGCUUGGCUACCUCGGGUGGACGGAGUGUUCCUAACGGACACUCCCCAAAAUCUGGUCCUUUCAGGGAGCGUGGCAAAGGUUCCCUUCAUUACAGGCGACUGCGACGACGAAGGGACACUGUUCUCCCUGACAAAUCUCAAUGUCACCACUGACAGUGAAACGCGCACGUACAUCCACGACACUUACAUGCCAGCAGCCUCGACUGAUGAGGUCAAUAAACUGUUAACGUACUACACCGCGGACAUCACCAAUGGCUCGCCGUACGAUACGGGUAUCUUUAACGCGCUGACGCCACAGUACAAGCGACUAGCGGGCAUCCAAGGCGAUCUCGUUUUCCAGGCUCCUCGCCGAUUCUUCCUGCAGAAGCAGGCCGGGGCGCAGAAAGCCUGGAGUUUCCUGAGCAAGCGCCUGAAGGCUUUCCCAGCUCUCGGAUCGGCACAUGCAACAGACAUUCUGAAUGUCUUCGCAGGGGGAGACAUGACGAGCUACCUUGUUCAGUUCGUCAAUAACCUCGAUCCCAACGGGAAAGCCAACCUUCUCCAGUGGCCACAGUACACGACCGCAUCCCCAAAACAAAUGACGUUCCUGGAUGGUCUGACGCCGAGAGAAGUAACCGACGAUACCUACAGGGCUGAAGGCAUUUCUUACAUAACGGAACUUUCUCUGAAGUACCCGCUUUAAGGAGUAGAUAGAGCUAUGUGAAUGCGAUUAUGUACUACUGUUUGCCAGGGCAGUUUACG
Messenger RNA from Gloeophyllum trabeum ATCC 11539, 1712 nucleotides. RefSeq names its product carotenoid ester lipase precursor. Bases 1 to 1653 code for a protein of 550 amino acids. The record is from RefSeq and is a predicted model, not a curated record. Lineage: Eukaryota; Fungi; Basidiomycota; Agaricomycetes; Gloeophyllales; Gloeophyllaceae. The transcript is spliced from 14 exons.